Molecule: messenger RNA, 1905 nt
Organism: Melitaea cinxia (Glanville fritillary)
Lineage: Eukaryota; Metazoa; Arthropoda; Insecta; Lepidoptera; Nymphalidae
Product: signal transducer and activator of transcription C
Exons: 3
Coding region: 1-1905 (634 amino acids)
Source: RefSeq, a predicted model, not a curated record
AUGAUCCCAGCAACCAUCUCGCCGAAGCAAAGUAAGCUCCCCCAUCAUCCCUCUCCCAAAAAGGCUGGACAGGGAGAACGACGAUCGGAGGAGCUGAGCAGGUUCACCAAAGACGAUAGUCCGAGGCACCCAGAGGCUCGGGAGGAUCGGGAGCUGAGAAGAUCAAAUUAUAAUGUACAGGCAUUUAUACUAUUAGUUGUCAUUUGCCUUGGUGUGGCACAAGAAACAACAAACCAUGACUCAAACACCAUUGAGCAAUCACCUUCGGUUCAUUUGGAUCCAUAUAUAAGAAAAGCCUUAUUAAAAGCCCUUAGUGACCUUGAAGAAAGCGACAACCUAACUACGGAAACAACAGAUGGCACAUCGCCUACAGGCGGAGACUCCACUGGUGACGGAAUAACUGUUGCGCAGGCUAAUAAAGAAAACAUACAAAUUCAUUCAUUUGUAGUUAAUGGUCAAUCUGCCUUCGAUAAUAAUUCAAACACUACUCCGAUGUUAAUUGACAAAAAUAUUUCAAUUUUAAGUACAACUGUUGGCAAUGUCGAAAAUCAUGUUACAGCAAGUCUGCCGACACAAGCUACGUUUGGUGAAAUAUUUCAAGCAAGAGAGACUGGUGUUAAUGUGCAACAAAUAAGAAGCAUACCAAGUACAUCUAAAUCUAGCGGUGGCAAUUUCGCACAUAGUAAACUGAGUACAUCAAAACCUCGUAUAUCAACAACUACAACAACUACUACCACAACAACUACAACACCAAAACCAACGCACAAUGAAGAUGGAGAAAAUAUAGAGGAAGUGAAUAAAAAGGAUGUACAAGUUUUUCAAGCGCCACUGGUAGCGGCAUUUACAGUUCAACAAGAUGCACAUGGGGUUCCAAAGAAAGUGAUACCUAUUUACCAGCAAACAAACAUUUUUGAUGGAUCAAAAACACCAUCAAACUCAAACCCACCAACGAAUAUAUUACUUCCGCAGUUAUUGACGUCGAACAUACAGGCCAAUAGUUUACAAAACUUACCUUCCACUGAAUUUAUCAACCAACAAUUAGCACUGCAAAAACAACUAGAAGAAAAACAAAGACUCUUAGAAGAGCAACUUCGGUUUUUACAAAUACAGCAAAGGCAACAAGAGGAAUUAUUAAGGAAUCAACAACUUCUUUUACAACAAAAAGAAGCUGCAAGGUUACAACAGACGUUAUUUGAACAAGAACAAUUUAGCAAACAACAACUUUUACGAGAACAACAAAAACUUCCUAAUCAACAAAUAUUAAACAAUUUUCAGACACAUAACAAUUUCCCACAAAAUCAAAUUUUCAGUCAAAAUAAUUUAAAACCAUUCAAAUCACAAGUGUCAAUACAACCAAGCGUUUCUUUCGAUCAAACAAAUACUUUGAACGCUCAGCAACAACUCCCAAACAAAGAAGCUGUCGAUUUUCUUAUUCAUUUACGUACAAAACAACAAAAUCAGUUUCCGUUACAAGAAAACCAUCUACCACAAGGCAUAGGCAAUUUCCUCCAACCUAAUUCUGUUCAAAACUUUAAUCAAGCACAAAGUUUUCCACAAACAAAUCAAAUAAGAUUAUCAGAUGACCAAAGACAAAAACAAAGUACUCGGGUAUUCCGUAAUGAGAACGGUGUAGGAAAUUUUGGAAUAAAUAUUCCGAACUACAGCAGGUUUAACACAUUCGAACCUCCUUUUACUAACAGAUUUUCAACACCAAGCAGAUUUAAUCACUUCAACCCAGAUGUAGAAUUAAAACAGCUAUUAGCUCAAAGUAGUCUCAACUCACGAGAUCAGGAAGAGCUUAAUAUCGUGUCAAAAGUUUUAUCUUUGAAUCAUGGCGUUCCAUUUAACAGUAUACCAAACCGAUUGUCUUUUGAUAACCGAAGACGUACAAGAAAUUCUCCAUAA